This is a messenger RNA of Penicillium mononematosum, 900 nucleotides long. RefSeq names its product phosphotransferase family protein. The record is from RefSeq and is a predicted model, not a curated record. NCBI's taxonomy places the organism in Eukaryota, Fungi, Ascomycota, Eurotiomycetes, Eurotiales, Aspergillaceae. The coding region runs from base 1 to 900 and encodes 299 amino acids. The transcript has 3 exons.
AUGACACUACAUGAUGAGAGCUCUCAGGAACCAGAGCAGCUUCCUCGGGAGAACUGGGCCUUUCUCCCCAGCCUCCCUCUGUUCUCAGGGCCGACCGUUCCAAACGUUGGGCGCCAGUUUUUCAUUCAUUCCCCCUCUACCAUCCUCAAACUGGGCACCGACGAUGGCGAAGGCAAGAUGUCCGCGCUCGCCCAUUCCAUCCUGGGCCCCUGUGUCCCACGCAUCAUUUCCGUCGUCACGCUUCCGAGAAUAAGCUCCGACGCCUUGACGCCCAACCACACCCAACAGGGCCUCCGCCAGACCAUCAAGGCGGAGCUCUGCCGUCUCCUCGUGCGUAUACGUACGCACCACUUCUCUUACUACGGCCGGCCCACGCGGCAGCCGUACCUCCUCUUCUCCGAAUUCGGCACAGAGACGUAUGCCUCUGCCCUGGACGCGGAACGUGCAGUCGCCCUUGAGCGAGUACAGCGUGGCACAACCGGCGCAGGUGAUUGGGACCGUCCUGUCCUCUCGCAUGGGGACUUGUCUGACCGGAACAUCCUCGUAGACCCCUACACGCUCGCGGUGACGGGUUUCCUGGACUGGGAGAUGGCCAACAUCAUGCCCGCGUACUUUGAGUACGUCGCGGCACGGCUGUGUGGGGGCCAUCAACCUGAGUGGAGGAGGGAACUGUUAGAUGUGCUGAGGUCUGUUCUGCGCUGCGAGUGCGAUGCUGGGCGCCAGGAAGACCUGGAUGCUGUCAAUGUCGAUGAUGGAGAGGAAAGAUACAGGAGGACGUUGGCGGCGUGGGAUGCUGUCGUCGACGUUGAGAGAAUCGCGCAGGGAUACGACAAUGACUGCGAAUGGACGUUUGAAACUGGCCUACCAGAUGUUUCGCAAAAGACUGGUUCUGCCUUAUAG